GUCGGUCCAUCCAGAACCAGCCUGCGUCAGCGCCAGUAGAAGCGGGGAAAAUCCUUGGCCUCCGAGAGCCCGUGAACGCACCAUUACCCGGGCAAAUCAAACAGUGUCUCGCGCAGAGUUCAGCCUCGUCUUCAGCAGCCUCCCUGGACAUGUGAGCAUGGGCAGCUACAGCGACUGCAGCAGUGACCCCGAUGAGGAGCUGCCUGUGUUCGACUUCCUCCAGCCAGCUCGUCAUUUAAGCCAGGCCUCCCAGAGACAAGCUGAGAAACCACACUUGGUCGACCUCGAUGAUUCUGAUGCAUCAGCAGCAGCCGUCUCCUCCCCAGGGAGGGGUAGCCGUGGUGUGUGCACGGGAACAGCUGAUGUAACGAUAAUUAGCAGCAGUUCUGAUGAUGAUGAUGAGCCUUAUGUCCCUUUGGCACAGAGAAUCAAGCAAAAGCGAGACAAUGUGAUCAGCGCCUCCUCUGUGGCCACUAAUGGGAACGGUGCUGAGCACUUUCUGCCAUCCGGUCUGGCCAGCUCACAGCUCUCGUGCCAGAAUGGCUUUUUAGAGUCAGAGUGCCUGCUUGGCUCAUAUCAGGUGAGAAAAAUGGGCCGUGAACAGGACCUCGAAGAGCUGCCUCUGAAGAGAGCAAGGAGCAUAGACACCUCUCCUGCCAAGAGGAGACCUGGCAAGCGGGUGGUUGAGGAGAUCCAGGCCUCCGGGGAGGAGGCUCUGAGGAGGAGGCAGGCCAGGGAGAGACAGCAGCGGGAUAAGGAUGUGCUCAGGGAGGAACGGGAGAGACAGAAAACAGAGAGGAAAGCUCUGGCAGAGGCUGCUAAGGCCCUGAGGCCAGAGGAGUGUAUCAAGCACAUGGUGGUGGUGGUGGAUCCAGCUCUCUUACAGCUGGAAGGAGGCGGCACUCUGCUGGCCUCGGUGCAGGCUCUGGGUUGUAGCUGUGCGAUCGAGAAACAACCCCUCCCACGCAGUGUGAGCUGGAUGAGGAGAGCUCCCUGUGUGCAGCCAGAUGAAGGAGCGUCUGUACCAGAGGCCUACGUCGUGAUGCAGAUGACGGUGGAGGACUUCAUCACUUUGAUCCACAGCUACAUUCAGGAACAGAGGCGUGGCAGGUCAGACUGUGGACCCACGCUGACAUCCUGGGUCCAGGAGCAGCAAAGGCGCCACCGUGGCCGGACCCUCAGCCUGGCAGUGAUGGAGCUGGAGAAAUACUUCAGAUCGCAGAAGUCUCAACAUCAGAAGAAUUUUCGAGAGGCCGUCACAAAGACGGGUGGAGGUAAAGCCAAGAAGAGGGAGAAGAACGGCGGAGCUGCUGUGCUCCCGGAGGUGUCCCGAGUCGAAGUAGAGGAGGCACUGGUGCAUCUCCAGCUUCACGCCGGUGUCUCGGUCCGCUUCUUCAGUACCUGGAGGGACUUCUCGAACCACAUCGCCAUGACAACCAAAGCGGUGGCAGAGGCUCCUUUCAAGAGAGAGCGGGAGAAGACGGGCUUUUCCUUCCACCUGGAGAGUGAGUGGGCAGGGGGCCAGCGGGUGGAUAGAGCUGGGAAGGGCCUGCUGCAAGUGUGGAAGAGACAGAUUCAGCAGUUCAACAGAGUGAGCCCAGACAUGGCUGCUGCCAUCCUGGCAGCUUAUCCCUCCCCACAGCUGCUCGAGCAGGCUUACAGUCUGUGCAGGACCGAACAGGAGAAGCUCUCUCUGCUGUCUGACCUGCUGAUCCGCAGAGGAGAAGGCGUCACCUCAACCUCCCGCAGAGUCGGCCCAGAACUUUCCAAACGCAUCUUCCUCACAAUGAGCUCCUGUGAUCCGGAGCAGACCGUGGACUCCAGCCUUUGACCUCUGACCUCUGAUUCUGACCUUGUUGCUGGCAGGUUGUCGUUCUUUGAAUUUAAUAUCUCUUUAAAAUUCUGAUUUUUUUUUUUUUAACAAUUUCUAUUCAUGUAUUAAAGUUUUAUUCAGCUAACA
This is a messenger RNA of Archocentrus centrarchus (flier cichlid), 1960 nucleotides long. RefSeq names its product essential meiotic structure-specific endonuclease 1 (gene eme1). The coding region runs from base 158 to 1831 and encodes 557 amino acids. NCBI's taxonomy places the organism in Eukaryota, Metazoa, Chordata, Actinopteri, Cichliformes, Cichlidae. Gene Ontology annotation, biological process: double-strand break repair; resolution of meiotic recombination intermediates; replication fork processing. Gene Ontology annotation, molecular function: crossover junction DNA endonuclease activity; DNA binding. The record is from RefSeq and is a predicted model, not a curated record. The transcript is spliced from 9 exons. Gene Ontology annotation, cellular component: Holliday junction resolvase complex; nucleus.